Messenger RNA from Hippocampus zosterae (dwarf seahorse), 2008 nucleotides. It is a transcript of the gene ugdh, whose product is annotated as UDP-glucose 6-dehydrogenase. Gene Ontology annotation, biological process: glycosaminoglycan biosynthetic process. Lineage: Eukaryota; Metazoa; Chordata; Actinopteri; Syngnathiformes; Syngnathidae. The transcript is spliced from 12 exons. The record is from RefSeq and is a predicted model, not a curated record. Gene Ontology annotation, cellular component: nucleus; cytosol. Gene Ontology annotation, molecular function: NAD binding; UDP-glucose 6-dehydrogenase activity. The coding region runs from base 141 to 1625 and encodes 494 amino acids.
CUGAAAAUCUACAAACAGGAAGCGGGCGUGCGCGGGUACGUCAGUAUUACGUCACUUUACGUUUGUAACCGAGCUGACAGAGCCGCUUCUCUUUAGUGGAGGGAUUUGAGACGGUUGGCUUGUUCAGCUCCUAUUGAAAGAUGUUCAAAAUAAAGAGGAUAUGUUGCAUUGGUGCUGGCUAUGUGGGAGGCCCAACAUGUAGUGUGAUUGCCCAAAUGUGUCCAGAGAUCACAGUGACUGUGGUUGAUAUCAACGACUCCCGAAUCAAAGCCUGGAACUCCGACACGCUUCCCAUAUAUGAGCCUGGCCUGAAAGAUGUAGUUGAAUCAUGCCGAGGGAGGAACUUAUUUUUCUCCACAGACAUUGACUCAGCCAUCAGGGACGCUGACCUUGUUUUUAUCUCUGUGAACACUCCCACCAAGACCUACGGCAUGGGGAAGGGCCGUGCCGCAGACCUCAAGUUCAUUGAAGCCUGCGCUCGGAGGAUUGUGGAGGUGUCUGAUGGCUACAAGAUUGUCACAGAGAAGAGCACUGUCCCCGUGCGAGCUGCCGAGAGUAUUCGACGGAUCUUUGACGCCAACACCAAGCCAAGCCUCAAUCUACAUGUGCUGUCCAACCCAGAGUUCCUUGCAGAGGGAACGGCAGUGAAGAAUCUGAAGGAGCCUGACCGUGUCCUGAUUGGUGGAGAUGAAACGGCGGAGGGUCAAAAAGCAGUCGAAGCGUUAUGUGCCGUGUAUGAAAACUGGGUGCCCAAGGCCAAAAUCAUCACCACCAACACGUGGUCGUCAGAGCUGUCCAAACUGGCAGCCAAUGCAUUCCUGGCACAGCGAAUCAGCAGCAUCAACAGUAUCAGCGCGCUGUGUGAGGCUACCGGGGCUGAUGUGGAGGAGGUCGCCACGGCCAUUGGCAUGGACCAGCGAAUUGGCAGCAAAUUUCUCAAAGCCAGCGUGGGUUUUGGUGGAAGCUGUUUCCAGAAGGAUGUGCUCAAUCUGGUGUAUCUUUGUGAGGCCCUCAACCUGCCAGAGGUGGCCUCCUACUGGCAACAGGUGAUAGAUAUGAAUGAGUACCAAAGGCGGCGGUUUGCCUGCAGGAUCAUCGACUGCCUCUUCAACACAGUGACAGGCAAAAAAAUUGCUCUGCUCGGGUUCUCUUUCAAAAAAGACACAGGUGACACAAGAGAAUCAUCCAGUAUUUACAUUUCCAAAUAUCUGAUGGAUGAAGGGGCCAAACUAUUCAUCUACGACCCCAAAGUUCUUAAAGGGCAAAUCAUUCAGGACUUAUCUCAUCCCAGUAUCUCAGAAGACAAGCCAGAAAGAGUUUCAGAGCUGGUGACUGUGACCACUGACCCUUACGAGGCUUGCCAGAGCGCACAUGCUUUAGUCAUCUGUACCGAGUGGGACAUGUUUAAGGAGCUGGACUAUGAGAAGAUUUACAAAAAGAUGCUGAAGCCGGCCUUUAUAUUUGACGGUCGCAGAGUGUUGGACCACCUUCACGUACACCUCCAGGACAUCGGCUUCCAGAUCGAGACCAUCGGAAAAAAAGUAGUGGCAACGCGGAUCCCCUACACCCCUGCUGCUGCUCGCAUCGAGGCCAGCGAGCCUCCGGCCAAAAAAGCCAAAGUCUAAAAUUGUUGGCACGCAACACAUUCCUCCCUCAACCUUUGAAUUGGACUCUGUCAAAUCCUGCCUUAUUAUCUGAAGCAAGCCAUACAAGCCAUGUGACUUAUGACUCUGCCAUAAUAGGCUGACGAGUUCAAUCUUUAGGCUCAUUAUUUUGACUAUGUAAUCAAGUUAUGGUUGAACAUUUCCAAACACACAAAUGGUUUAUUGAAUACACUAGUAUUUAUCAAGCGGUUUUUCAUGUAAUUCAGCAUGUCUUGCCAUAGUGUAUGUACUUUUUACAGCCACAUUCCAAAUGUUUUUAAAACCUAUAUUUUUUAUAAAUCAUAAUGCUGUAUGUGCACACUGUAUCUGACUGAAAAGGUCAGUGCAAUAAAAUGUCAACAAGU